ACACGGCAAUUGCGAAAUUGCACCACGCAGUGUGUUGUGAUAGUCCCUAAGAAAUUUAAUUUUGCAAUUUUAAACCGUUUUUCUUGUCGUAUUCGUGUCCAAGUAAUGCGGCAAUGUGCCUUAGCUUUGAUGGGCGCUCCUGCUGCUGCUGUUACCAAAGUAAACUCAAUAGCGCCGUCGUCGCGGCUGCCGCCGACGUCGUCACAAAAACCAAUUAAUAGCUAAUUCGACAUUCCCGAGCCCCCUAAAAUACAAAAAUAUAUAAUGGGCAUAAAAAAUGAUUUGAAAGGCAUCAAAUUACGUCGCCGUCACCUAAUCCUAUAUACCAUGAUCACAUCCAUCGUGGCAGCUGUUGUGGGUACUCCAACAGCAGCAGCAGCGUCACCAUCAUCAUCCUCAACUGAAUCAAAUCUACAGCCUGCUGCUCCUCCAUCUCCACCAGCCAUUCCCCACUGUGUGGAGCAACAGGAGCGACGCAUUGGUCGGCGAUUGCUGUACAUAACGACACUCGAUGGCCGUCUCAGUGCUUUGGACAUUGCCAAGUCGGGCAAGCUGCGUUGGAGCAUAGAAACUGGACCCGGUCCACUCAUCUCAUCGAGCAUACAUCGUCUGGAGCUAACAAAUAAUGGGCAAUUUGUUCGCAUGAUACCAUCGCUCAGUGGCGGUAUAUACAAAUUUGAUGGCGAUUCCAUAGAUCCGAUUCCUAUCACAGCCGAGCAUUUGCUUAGCUCUAGUGCCAAAUUUAGUGAUGAUCUUGUCAUCUCGGGCGGCAAGGAGACACGUAACUAUGGCGUUUCUGUGCGAACCGGAAAACUGCUCUAUGAGUGCUCUAUCAAUGGAUGUAUAAAUUCCACAAGUGAUCGACAUGCCAUUAACGAUAAGAUUGAAGAAUUGGACCAAGACGAGGAUCAGCAGCGGGAGCGGGAGCGGGAGCAGGACGAUGAACAGCUGAAAGACGAGGAUGGUUACAUUCUACCCCAUGAUUCGCUGCUCGACGACGUUAUCGUAGUGCGACGCCAGACACAGACAGUGCGCGCCGUGGAAUCACGUACGGGCAUUGAGCGUUGGAACUUCAGUGUGGGACAGCAUGAGCUGGAUCUAAUGCGUGCCGCCGAUUGCCAUGAGCAGCCACGUAAUGACCUGGAGCUGGCUGUGCUGGAUGUGGACAUUAGAGUUGUGGUGCCCGAGGGUAUCAUCUGUGCCUUCAGCAAGAGUGAUCCUCAGCUCCUGCUCUGGAAGUAUAAAUUCAAUCAUCCCAUUGUGAGUGCAUGGCAUACAAACGCAGCUGAUGAGCUGCAGUCCAUUGAUCUAUUCAGCUCGGCGCAGUGGCUGUGGGAGGAGAACGAGCAGCAGCAACGUGGAGAGCACAAGCAGCCCAGUAGUACUCCCUCCAUUUAUCUGGGCAUGUACGAUAAACAGUUGUACAUACAGGAGUCGAUACGUCUGCGUCAGGAGAUCAUGGAUCAGACACAGCUCUUUCUACAACUGACCGGCGAUACGAGCAUGAUGCCCAAAAUACCCUGGCGACCAAUUGCGGCCAGCAGCAAUUCACUGGUACUUUUCCAGGGCGAGCGAGAUCCCGUGGUAAUUGGCGACGAUCAUGAGAAUAGCGAACUUGUGCCAUAUGAUGAUCAGAACUUUGCCGUAGCUGCGCAGUCCGUGUUGAAUGCCUCGGAGUUUGUAAAUGGUAAUGGCUUUUAUUUCUAUACGGAUACGAAAUGGGAUAAGUCAAGUGGCGCCUUGGAAUGUGGUGCUAAUGACACCCCCAGUAAACUGCCUGCCAUUGAGUCAACUUCGGAGAGCAACGACAACGAGUCGGCUAUGGCUGCUGGUGGAAAUCACAGCAUCAAUGGUGAUCUUAGCUUUAGCUUAGAUGACAUCGAUGCUCCUGUCAAGGUGGUCAUACUUUCGCUGUGGUUCUGGUGGAAAGAGAUAGUGGUGAUUGCAUUCACUUCAGCUGUGCUGCUUAACAUGUUCAUGGGUCAUCGUAAUCAGCGCGUGGAACGUGAGUAUCUGGUCAUUGAGCGACAUGUGCCCGUGCAAACGGCCAUUGAGGCAACCGAGGCCUCCACGCAGGCGCUGUUGGGACCUGUGGUCCCAUUGUCGGGGGUACAUCAACGCGGCAAUCGUCUCGCCUUUACGGGUGCCAUCGGUGGAGCACAGCGCUCCAUUUCGGAGUCGACGACACACUCUGGUGAACAUUUCACGUCACGCUUCCAAACCGACUUUGAACUAAUGCAGUGCCUUGGACGCGGCGGCUUUGGCGUGGUGUUUGAGGCCAAGAACAAGCUCGAUGAGAAUCGUUACGCCAUUAAACGCAUUACAUUGCCCAACAAAGAAUCAUCUCGGAAACGUGUGCUGCGCGAGGCUCGAACUCUAGCGAGCUGUGAGCACCACAACAUUGUGCGCUACUUCCAUUCGUGGGUGGAAGAACCGCCUUUGGGUUGGCAGGAGGAGGAGGAUCGCAAGUUACUGGCGCAUGAGAUGUCCACGUCUAUCCAAAUCGAGACGCCCGAUGGCAGCACUUUGCCUUCGUUGUUGGAGCAUACACAGAAUAAGCGUCAUCAGUUGAUAUCUUGGGUCUCUGAUCCGGCUAACAGCACCGCCUGCACCUCUGAACAUGAUGAGAAGGCAUUAAAUCACAUUAGGGAGGACUACGACGAUGAAGACGAUGAUUCUCUUAUAGAAUUUCGCAGUGAAUCACAGUCGGCUGCCUUGCAUGCCGAUGAGGUCGACAGGGAAGAUGAGGAACAAAAGCCAGUGUCGAAUGAGGCAAAGCGUCAAGUGCAACGUGGAUCUGUCUCUAUCGAUAUACAUUCGGCCUCGUUUGAUUUGAAGAACAUCAACUACACACAACACCAGCUGUCCAAUUCAUUUCAAAUCGAAUCUAUACGAUCUAAAAGCAAUACCAGCGAUACGGAGGAUGAAUCCGAUGUGGCGCCCAGACGGAAACCGAUGACAUUGGCCAUACAACCACAUGUCCCUAAUAGUAGCCAAAUAACAUUGCCAAGUGCCACAAUUCAGAAUGGAUUAACUGUUAAGCCCAACAAGGUCUACCUCUAUAUACAGAUGCAACUGUGCCGCAAGGAGAGUCUUCGCGAUUGGUUGCGCGACAAUCGAACCGAAGCACGAGCUGCGCACAUUGCUCACAUCUUUCAUCAGAUUGUGGAUGCCGUUGACUAUGUGCAUCUGAAGGGUCUCAUACAUCGCGACCUGAAGCCCAGCAAUAUAUUCUUCUCACAGGAUGGCCAGAUCAAGAUUGGUGACUUUGGACUUGUUACGGACACCGUAGAUAUACCCAAUGUUUCGAAUGAUUGUGGUGAUCAUUCCGGACUGCCAUCCAAUGUUCGACAUACGCAACAGGUGGGCACACAUCUGUACAUGUCGCCAGAGCAGCUGCGUGGUCAGCAUUACGACUAUAAGGUGGAUAUCUAUUCGCUAGGUCUAAUCUUUUUCGAGCUGCACGUUUACUUUUCAACCGAAAUGGAACGUAUUAAGACGUUGCGUGCUUUAAGGGAUGGCCUGUAUCCAGCUGACUUUGGCAGUCACUAUCCUGAACAGUAUGAGCUGCUGCAACGGAUGCUCUCCUCGCAGCCGUCGCAUAGGCCACAAACGAAGCAACUGAAACAGCAACUGCAUGAAAUUCUAAAACUACCCGACCAUCUGGUAGAUGGCCACAGCGAGCUGGCGGCAAUGGCAGCGGCGACACGACGCUUGAGUCGGAGUCGCACUUUCAGCAGUAGCAGCGAACAGCCUCAGUGAUGAGAGUCACGGUUAUAGCGCGUUAAGUCACAUCAAGUCAUGGAUCGACAUGUGUUUAAGUGAUAUAUUAUUCAACUGCAACUAUUACUCAUGGCAACCGGGCUAUGCCUCAUCUGCUCUGACCUUGACAUGCUCUUAUCACAGUCAGUUAACAUUAAGUUAAUUAUUUUAUUCUUUAAUAUAUACUUAUGCUUAAGUUAUCCAUUAGAUAAGAUUUUUAAUCUAAAGCGACGCCUGCUGUAAAACAAAACAAAUGUGUGUUUUGUUUAAAAGACUUAAUUGUAGAAAAUGUAAUAAUUACAUACCUAAAGUUAUGACAUGUACAUAGGAUACGUAUGUACAUUGAUUUACUUUAAAAGAAAUCGUUAGUAUAAUAUACAAACAAAUUUAUAUGCCCAAAA
Drosophila innubila is the source of this 4163-nucleotide messenger RNA. RefSeq names its product eukaryotic translation initiation factor 2-alpha kinase (gene PEK). Gene Ontology annotation, biological process: protein phosphorylation. The transcript has 5 exons. Lineage: Eukaryota; Metazoa; Arthropoda; Insecta; Diptera; Drosophilidae. Bases 265 to 3762 code for a protein of 1165 amino acids. The record is from RefSeq and is a predicted model, not a curated record. Gene Ontology annotation, molecular function: protein binding; ATP binding; protein kinase activity.